Molecule: messenger RNA, 1957 nt
Organism: Annulohypoxylon maeteangense
Lineage: Eukaryota; Fungi; Ascomycota; Sordariomycetes; Xylariales; Hypoxylaceae
Product: HET-domain-containing protein
Exons: 1
Coding region: 126-1802 (558 amino acids)
Source: RefSeq, a predicted model, not a curated record
UCUCCUUCACGCAGGUCUUGACAACCCCCUAUUGUCAAUGAAAUUGCAGCCAUAUCUGGGUAGGCAGGUAACAUAACUUCGUUAUCAUUCUUGACUGAUUGGUUUCUACUUCUAUCUUUAUUAAGAUGUAUCUUCUUAACGCAAAAACAAAAAAACUUCGUUUUUUCCAUGAAGAUGAACGAGAGCCUUACGCUAUCCUAUCCCAUACAUGGGGUCCAGAUGAAAUCACUUUUCAAGAACUUCCUGUCAUAGUAGCAUGUGGGGAGGGGAUCGCAUCCCAUCCAAGUACAUCGAAGGCGGGAUACCGCAAAAUCAAAGGAUGCUGUGAGCAAGCUAGGAGAAGCGGAAUCGAAUGGGUUUGGGUCGAUACUUGCUGUAUCGAUAAAAGCAGCAGCGCCGAAUUAUCAGAAGCUAUAAAUUCUAUGUAUCGGUGGUAUAAAGAGGCUCAAGUCUGCUUUGUCUAUCUCGAGGAUGUAUCUCACGACAACACCGAUCUAAGCGCCGUCGAUUCGCCAUUCCGCAAGAGCCGGUGGUUCACUCGGGGUUGGACGCUACAAGAGUUGAUUGCUCCUGAUACCGUUUGGUUUUUCAGCAAUUCAUGGUCCUUCCUGGGGGCAAGGUCGGACAUUGAGAACCUCUUGGCUGAAAUAACGGGUAUCUCAUUUGGUCUACUCUCAGAAUAUGGUAUCCACUAUUUCAGCACUGCGCAGCGCAUGUGCUGGGCAGCAAAACGUAAGACAUCAAGGAGAGAAGAUCUGGCAUAUUGUCUGCUUGGUAUCUUCGAUGUUAAUAUGCCUUUAAUAUAUGGCGAAGGCGACAAGGCUUUUCGAAGAUUGCAAGAAGAAAUCAUCAGACAAUCGACAGACGAAACAAUAUUCGCAUGGGGAUUCGAGAGCUCUUAUGCGUUCUCCCGGAUCAAUGAAGAGAACGAGACGGUUUCGUUCUUAGCAAAAUCGCCUUCCGAAUUUAUCGGGUGUUCCAGUGUGGUUCCAUCUGAAUCUCAGAUAACAGACGGCUUCGAAAUCACCCAAAAAGGAAUCCACAUUAAACUCGAAAUGUCUGAAGACUACUAUAUAAUUUUCAAUUGUCGUUCGACUGAAGAUGAUCGGGGAAAUAUCGCCAUUAAAGUACGUUGCUACGAUGUGUGCGGAGAAUCCGUUCAUCUUGAUCGCGGCUCUAGCACUCCUGCUUUAAUCGCGUCUAGGCUGCUCGGCCACACGCCGGGGCCGAGGCCAUAUUACUCAAAAACACCUACAAAGGUUUCCACAUUUUAUCUGCAUAUAGCGACAAUUCCAAGCACUAUUUCUCUGCAUGAAAAAUACUAUCGUCUUUCUACGGCGAUUGAAACGGGGGGUAUCGUUUACGAAGUCCUUCAUGUUGACGAACAUCUGAAAGUCAUCCGCGAUCAGCAGAGGUUGACUAUUAUUUCAACUAAACCACCGAAACUGGACAUAUACAGUGUCUUCUUCUCCUGCAAAGCUGAUGAUACACCAUACAUUUAUAUAAAGCUCGUGCUUCGCCCCGAAGAGCGCGAUGGUGGACGCUAUCGCUUUGAAUAUCUAUUAGCUGAAUCUGCCGUUCCACUUGUCUCGCCGACAAAGGGAAGACUGGAACACCUUGACUGGAAGAGCUUUUUAACAAUUAACCGCCUCCGCAUUACCUUCACCCGUAUUCGACGGGGUGUUACGGCGCUGGAUGGAAGGGAGACCGGAGGCCUGAUUGGAUGGGUUAAGGAAUUCUAUCCGUCACCACCAAAGUAUCUAUACGAUUCCACAGAUGGCAUUACUACCUUACAAUCUUAGCUCUCUCUUCCUAAUACUAUCCUUGAAGACCAAGAGAAAACCAAACUUCCCUUCUUGACUAGGAAUGGACAUCAAAGCAUUAAAUGAGAUGGUUUAUGGUAUAAAGGAGUGUUAGCAUUGUCUAUAGAGCAAAUAGUUAAUGCUAACGAUGACAG